AACUUUGUUUUACUUGCCUUAAUAUCUAGUAUUAUAAUAAUCUAAUAAUCUAUAUUGCAGAAAAUGGAAGAUUUGAUGUUACAUAUCAUUAAGCGUACUGCAGCAGUUAUGCGACAAGCGGACGAUAUGCCACUGGAUUUGACACAAACCAAAUUCCUACGCCACACUUGUGAUCGUCUGGUGGACCACGAGGAUUUACGUUCAGGCAGCGAUUUAAACACGGAGUCAGACUUUGAUGACUUUUCAACAAAUGGUACACGUCACCAGUCCAGUUCAAAAUCAGGCACCUCCACCAGAGGCUCAUUUGCUACUAUUCAAGUAAAACUGGAGACUGAAUCUAAUGAGCGCAAAGCAGCGCCUCAUCCCUUUUCAAUAGAAGCUUUGCUCGGUGAUACUUAUCACAGGAGAUGUGAUGGUCUAUCAACACCAGCUGUUGUUUACAGUUAUCAUACCGCGAGAACACCGUGCACGUCAGCUACAGGAGGCAAUACAUCUGAAUUCAAUAGCCAAGUGUUUGAUAUAUGGUGCCAUGCUUGCAACUCUUGGUGUGUGGAUAACAGAGACUCUCAACAACAUCAAUAUUUGCAUGGCAUUCAAGGUAUUACGUGCAAUUUGAAAAAAGAAUUCUUCCGAAAGUACGGAUAUGUUACAAAACACGUAAAAAUCGACGAAGAGAAAAUGCAGUGUGGACUUUGUGAUAGAAUUGUUGCCCCAUGUUUCUUUUCUAAACAUCAGCGUCUUCAUGACGGACAUUUUUGUAAAAUCUGUAAUCAUGAAUUUUCAAGCAAUAGCCGAUUGCAAGACCAUUUGAAUAUUCAUACCGGAAGUACGCCAUUUUCUUGUAAGACAUGUGACCGGAAGUUUGCCAAGAGGUCAUCGCUAACCCAACAUCAGCGUUAUCAUCGGGAUCAUCAGAGUUUUAAAUGCAGCUAUUGUCACAAAUCAUUCAGUAGUAAAUAUACACGUACAGUGCACGAGAGACUUCACACAGGAGAUAACCCCUUCAAAUGCCAGGUACCCGGAUGUGGGAGAGCAUUUCCACAAAAAAUUCAACUACAGCUUCACAUGGCUAUUCAUUACUAAUUACGUAAGAAACAAGACAUUUUAAUAUAAGAAUUUUAUCAAUCUAUUUAUUAAAUAUAUGUUCAUGACCAGAGGAAGUCCAGAAAAUGAUUAUUGUAUG
Mercenaria mercenaria is the source of this 1183-nucleotide messenger RNA. Its product is annotated as zinc finger protein 829-like. The record is from RefSeq and is a predicted model, not a curated record. NCBI's taxonomy places the organism in Eukaryota, Metazoa, Mollusca, Bivalvia, Venerida, Veneridae. The coding region runs from base 64 to 1083 and encodes 339 amino acids. The transcript has a single exon.